AUGACAGGCGCGAACCGCAUCGCGAAGCGCAAAACCCGGGACUUUGACCUCGACAACACCACAAACCCCGAUACCACCAGCACCACUGCAACUGCCCCCCAACAAACCCAAACCCAAGACAAAGACCAAGGCCACGCACGGAAGAAAAUCCACCUCCACAAGAAAGAACACAAGUAUCCGUCCGUCAACGAACUCAAGAAACGCAUUCGCGAUGUGAAACGACUUCUCAAUAAGGCGGAUUUACCUGCCGAUGCGCGCAUCGUUCAAGAACGAGCGUUGAAGGGAUACGAGAAUGAUCUGGAGGAGGAGUUGAAGAGGAGGGAUCGGUCGAAGAUGAUUAAGAAGUAUCAUUUUGUGAGGUUUUUGGACCGCAAAACCGCCAGCAAAGACAUCUCGCGCCUCACCCGACGAGAAAAAGAAAUCACUUCAUCCUCGACUCUCGAAUCCAAGGAGAAGGAACGCAAACUUAAAGCUUUGGCGGAGAAGUUGCACGUCGCGCGGGUUAAUCUGAACUAUACGAUCUAUUAUCCGCUUUCGGAGAAGUAUAUCGCCUUGUAUGCGGAGCAGAGAAAGAAGACGACGACGACGGGAGGGAAGGGAGAUGGGGAGGAUUCGGAUGAUGAUGCGCGGUUUGGACCGAUUCAUGCGACAGUUGCGGAGAAGCCGGGGAUGUGGCAUGUUGUGGAGAAGUGUAUGGCGGAGGGGACGUUGGAUGAGUUGAGGGAUGGGAAGAUGAAGGUCAAGGUUGAUGGGGAGGAUGCUACGGGAGAGAAGAAGCAGAAGGUUGUGGUGAAGGAGGGUAAGAAGAAUUCUGCUGCUGCUGCGGUGAAGGAGGUCAAGAGUGAUAGGAAUACCAAGGGUUGGGAGCGUGUGGAGUCCGGACGGAGUGAGAGAUCGAAGAGGAGGGCUGCGGCUAGGGAGGACUACGCGAGACGGAAUGCGGCCAAGGAUGAUGGCGAGGAGAGUGAUGGAGGGUUCUUUGAGAUGUGA
Aspergillus sclerotioniger CBS 115572 is the source of this 990-nucleotide messenger RNA. Its product is annotated as Efg1 domain-containing protein. The transcript is spliced from 2 exons. Lineage: Eukaryota; Fungi; Ascomycota; Eurotiomycetes; Eurotiales; Aspergillaceae. The coding region runs from base 1 to 990 and encodes 329 amino acids. Gene Ontology annotation, biological process: maturation of SSU-rRNA from tricistronic rRNA transcript (SSU-rRNA, 5.8S rRNA, LSU-rRNA). The record is from RefSeq and is a predicted model, not a curated record. Gene Ontology annotation, cellular component: nucleolus; preribosome, small subunit precursor.